Messenger RNA from Candida dubliniensis CD36, 2103 nucleotides. RefSeq names its product dipeptidyl-peptidase III. NCBI's taxonomy places the organism in Eukaryota, Fungi, Ascomycota, Pichiomycetes, Serinales, Debaryomycetaceae. Gene Ontology annotation, cellular component: cytoplasm. The coding region runs from base 1 to 2103 and encodes 700 amino acids. The transcript has a single exon. Gene Ontology annotation, molecular function: metalloexopeptidase activity; dipeptidyl-peptidase activity. The record is from RefSeq and is a predicted model, not a curated record. Gene Ontology annotation, biological process: proteolysis.
AUGUCCGAGGUGUCCAAUAAAAAUCAAGAGAAUAAGGAAUUAUUCUAUGCUGAUAUCGACGCUCCAAUCGUUGUGUUAUCUGCUUUAAAACAUUUUGAGGCAUUAUCAUCCAAGAAUGCUAAAAAGUAUGCCCAUUAUUUGUCAAGGGCAUCCUUUGAAGGAACAAGAGCCGUAUUAAGAUCAGUUUCCCCAGAAAGUGAACCAAUUUAUGAUAUGAUUUUAACUAUUCACGGUAAAUUGGGAACUCCACAAUCUGUCGAAGAGUAUCAACAAAAAUUGGCACCAUUGACCAAACAAGAUGUUCAACAUUAUUUGGAGUAUACCUUACAAUUUUUGGAUAAUGCUGGAAACUAUAAAUCAUUUGGAGACAAAAAGUUUAUCCCCCGUUUAGAACCAGAAACUUUUGAUAAAUUGAUCAAAAUUGUCGACGAUACUAAAGUUUCUGAGUUAUAUAACAAGGUCAAAGAAGCAUUGUUCAGUACAGAAAAGGGUUUGUUGGGCUAUGCCGAAUCUGGCCAUUUAUCCAAUUACUACCCUAACAGUGAAACUAUAACCAAAAAAGAAAUUGAUCUGGUUAAUCAGUUACUUGCUGAAAACGGUAUAAUGCCAGAAAAUACUAGAGUAGAGAAGAAAUCUGAUUCUGAAUUCACAGUUCAUGUUGCAUCUUCGGAAACCACUAACAAAACAACUUAUUACCCAAAAGACAAAUUAACAUCCAAGGAUGGUAAAAUCAAUGUCACUUUUAAAUUUGGUGAUCAUCAUGAACAAUUUCAAAAGAUAGUUGAAAACUUAACCAAGGCAUUACCAUAUGUUGCUAAUGAAACUCAAGAAAAAUUACUCACGUAUUACAUUGAAUCAUUUUCAACUGGGUCAAUGAAUGCACACAAGCAAUCACAAAUUGAAUGGGUCAAGGAUUUGAAACCUGAAGUUGAGUCCAACAUUGGUUUUAUUGAAACCUACAGAGACCCAUCUGGAGUUAGAGGAGAAUGGGAAGGGUUAGUUGCUAUGGUGAACCACGAAAGAACUGCUAAGUUUAGUAAGUUAGUUGCAAAUGCCGGCACAUUUAUUAAAGAAUUGCCAUGGGAUAAAAUUUAUGAAAAGGAUACUUUCACUCCACCUGAUUUUACUUCCUUGGAAGUGUUAACUUUUGCUGGUUCAGGAAUACCAGCAGGUAUUAACAUUCCAAACUAUGAUGAUGUCAGAUUAAACUAUGGGUUCAAGAAUGUUUCUCUUGGUAACGUAUUGUCUGCCAACCCCAAAAAUCCUAAGCAAAAAGAAGUUAUCACAUUUAUUGGAGAUGAUUUACAAGACGAAUUCAAAAAAUGGCGUGACGAAGCUUUCGAAGUUCAAGUUGGUUUGCAUGAAUUAUUAGGUCAUGGAACCGGGAAAUUAUUACAAGAGACUUCUCCAGGAAAAUUUAACUUUGAUAACAAAGAUGAUAGAAUCAAGUCAUGGUAUGGACCAAACGAUACUUGGAGUUCAUUGUUUGGUACAACUUCUGGAUCAUAUGAAGAAUGUCGUGCUGAGUUGGUUGCAUUAUAUUUAAUUUUGAAAAAUCCAGACCAAGUAUUCCCUAUUUUUAACAUUGGAAACAAGGAUGAUCAAACCAUAGUCAAAUUUAUUUCUGCAUUAUUGAUGAUAAGAGCUGGUUUAAUUGGGUUAGAAUUUUGGGAUCCUUCUUCUUCUAAAUGGGGACAACCACAUAUGCAAGCUCGUUUUGCCAUAAUGAAACAAUUGCAUAAAGCCAACGUCUUUAAAUUUGAAUAUUCGAACCCAGAUUAUUCUGAUUUGGAAAUUGUGGUUGACGCAUCUAAAUUGGACGAUGGUACUGCUGUUGAUGCUUUGGGUGAGUUCUUAUCUAAUUUACAUAUUUUCAAGAGCACUGGUGAUGUUAAACAAGGGUUAGAAUAUUAUUUGAACAAAUCACAAGUUGAUCCAGAAUAUAGCAGAUUUAGGGAUGCUGUGUUGAAACAAAAGAAACCAAGAAAGAUGGUCAUUCAAGCUAAUACUUUUUUCAAUGAAACCACCGAUGAUAUCGAUGUUGUUGAAUAUGAAGAAAGUGAAAUUGGUAUGAUUCAAAGUUAUUACGAUAGAAAGGUUUAG